AUAGCGUUCUUCCUUGUUUUCAAUAGAAUCGACCUUAUGACUAAUAUCACACUUUGCGCUCGCAGACGGUGCUUAUCUCAGGCUAGUUCACAUAUAAAAAGGGUUUCGAAUCCGUGAGAAGCAAUCAAUAAGAGUUGAGCCAGCAUGGUCAACAUAGUCGGAGUAGUUUUCCUCUGCGGUAUUGUGGUUAUUAGUGCCGCACAAUUAAAGGAAGAAGAUGUCCUGCAGAACCUCCAGGGGAUCAAAAAAAUGAGAUCCUUGGGACUUGAGAUUGAUGGGCACCUACAGAAUCUUAAUCAGGAUGAUUUAAAGGCUCUGGACUCCAGGCUGUCAACACAGGAUGAUCUGCUGUGCCUUAGUGAUCUGGCUGCCUUAGUGGCGGGACUUCGAAGCGGUCAAUACUGGGCACUGAAAAUGUUUGAUGCCUGGGGUUCCGUACCCUCGGGUCUGCUUACCGGCAACACGUACGACCUUGGCAACUUUGACGAGUGUUUGAACAUCAAGAAAGAGACCAGCCUGGGCAGAACCAUCCAAGGAAAGUACUGUUUUCUUUCAGUGUCUCCCGCCAAAAUUCUGGGGGUCAACACUACGACCUUGAGAACAUUUAAAACCGCCACCUGCCUUCCGGCCACUUGUUCGGCCGCUCAAAUGAACACGUUUGUGGGUCAGACGGUGAAGCAGCUGCUCAACGUCAGUAUUCCCAGCACCGCCAUGAGUAUCAGCGAUAGCAGUUGCCAAACCAGCGAAAGUGAACCCUGGGAUGGACUAACCAUUUUCAUGAUAGUGAUCUUAUCGUUCAUGGGUUCUUUGGUGGCUUUGUUUACCUUGUGGGACUACUAUCUGGUCAAGAAUCAGGAUCAGCUUCCAGCCAUUGUCAAGAUUUUCUCGGCCAGGGCCAACUCCAGGGCUCUAUUCCGCAUUGUACAACCCAAUUCGAAUCCAAAUGUUAUCGACUGCCUCAAUGGAAUCCGCUGCCUGUCACUCGUUUGGGUGGUUUUCUGCCAUCAAUAUGUGAGGACUCUGUUUACGGCAAAUAUUAACUUAUUUCAUGCUUACUCGUGGGAGGAGUCACCAUACGCCAGUUUUAUUCUACAUGGCUAUUUCGCAGUGGAUUCGUUUUUCGUGCUUGGGGGAUUGUUGGUGGCUUUGAUUACUUUGCGAAUGAUGGAUAGAACUAAGGGCAAACUAAAUGUUCCUCUAAUGUAUCUGCACCGCAUAAUCCGCAUUUUUCCUCUGCUGGCGAUGGCCAUUGUAGUCUCUUUGAGACUUAUGCCCAUGAUCACAAGCGGUCCUCUUUUUUCCCGUGGGUACACACAAAAGGCUGUGUGCGAGAGGAGUUGGUAUUGGACCUUGCUUUUCGUUAAUAACUAUACCAAUGAUAGGUGCCUGUCACAUACCUGGUAUUUGUCGGUAGACAUGCAAAUGUUCCUUAUCUCGCCGAUCCUGCUGAUAGCUGUCUACAAAUGGGGAAAGAAGGCUGCUGCUGGUAUUUUCGUUCUCAUAAUACUGCUGUCUGGGUGUCUUUUCGCUACCAUGGUGGUUAAUGACUACUCAUUGGUAAUAAAGCAAUUUUCAUUUAAGGCGCAGAAGUAUUUGUACUAUCCCACCCAUACACAUGCUAUGCCCUGGCUGGUUGGUUUUCUCUUCGGAUACUUCCUGCACUUGAAUAGGGCCAAGAAGUUCCAGCUAAGCUGGCUAGCCGUGUGGUCGGGAUGGAUCCUCUGUUUGGCCAUGAUCUUCACCUCGAUCUUUGCCCUCUACCCGGCGGCCCAGUGGAGUUCUCCUACCCUUCCCAUCGUGUCGGAGGCCUUUUACUACACCCUCACUCGAGUGGGUUUCCCAAUGGCCCUUUGCUGGGUGAUAUUUGCCUGCAUGCAGGGAUUCGGAGGACUGGCUGACAGCUUCCUGUCCUACCCACUGUGGCAACCCUUCUCCAGACUCUCCUACUCCGUCUACAUGUGGCACAUGUUCAUCCAGGAAGUAAACGCCCAAAGUAUAAGGACGAAUUCCUACUUCUCGAAUUACAGAAUAAUGCUCAGCUUCUGGUCAACCCUUGGAAUCACCGUGUGUUUUGCCUAUGUGAUGCAUCUACUCAUUGAGGCACCCUUUAGUGGACUUGGCAAUUUCCUGGAGCCAAAAGGAAAAAACCCUCCUCUCGUUAAGCAGAAAUCACAGAUAGAUGAGAAUGAACAGAAAAACCUAGAAGAGCUUAAGGUGAACACACCUUCACCUCCUGCAUAUUAGGUUUA
Drosophila subpulchrella is the source of this 2249-nucleotide messenger RNA. Its product is annotated as nose resistant to fluoxetine protein 6-like. The record is from RefSeq and is a predicted model, not a curated record. The coding region runs from base 145 to 2244 and encodes 699 amino acids. The transcript has 9 exons. Gene Ontology annotation, molecular function: acyltransferase activity, transferring groups other than amino-acyl groups. NCBI's taxonomy places the organism in Eukaryota, Metazoa, Arthropoda, Insecta, Diptera, Drosophilidae.